This is a messenger RNA of Macrobrachium nipponense, 1369 nucleotides long. RefSeq names its product polycomb protein suz12-B-like. NCBI's taxonomy places the organism in Eukaryota, Metazoa, Arthropoda, Malacostraca, Decapoda, Palaemonidae. The record is from RefSeq and is a predicted model, not a curated record. Gene Ontology annotation, molecular function: chromatin DNA binding. Gene Ontology annotation, cellular component: RSC-type complex; nucleus; ESC/E(Z) complex.
GGUGGAACUUGGCGAGUUUAGUAGUCCCUGGAUUGAGCGGUAAACAAAGCCCCGAAAAUCCCCCCUUACAAAAAUUCUUCCGUCGGAAAUAACACCUUUCUUUCCCCUUCGAUGUGAGAGACUGUCGAGGAGGCCGUCGACGACGAUGCCCCAGAAGAAGAAAGAUGGGAUGGGGCUCGACAAACCCGUCACGGAGGUGCAGGCCGAUCACGAGCUCUUUCUCCAAGCUUUCGAGAAACCUACACAAAUCUACCGAUAUCUACGAUCAAGAAAUAUACUUAGUCCAAUAUUUUUACAACGCACACUAUACUACAUGCGAGGACGGAUGAGCCGAAGUCACAAAAAUCGUAUGUCUUUCAAAUUAGAUUAUCUUUUAGAUAAGGUCACGCAGAAGAGUGAACGUCAGAGUGAACGACCCGCAAGUUAUCUCAACCUUACAUUUAGUGGCUUUCAUGAUGGCAAACUGGAUGGUCAGAUUGGUGACGUAGCACGUGUCGAAACGUUUAUAGUAAAAAUGUGUCACAAGAGAAAAGAAAAGUCGUCUUCACCGUUUGAUGCAGGUAUUGUAUCAGUGGGAACUCAAGACGUUAAUAUCAACCCUCCAGAAGGGAAGGGGGGAGGAGGUGGUAUUGGAUGCGGUAGAAAUGCCACCAUUAGCAUCCCAACGCAUAAUUUUAUGGCUAAUAAUGGUCAUCAAGUCAAAUCUUACGUUUUAGUCUUUCGUGUAUCGUUAGUACAUGACCAGGAAAAUGCUGGAGAACCUGUAUUAAAACGCCGUCGUAUAAGUCGAAGUUCCUCCCAGGACUGUCAGGAGUCUAAUAUUCCAACUAAUGCCAUGAAUGGUGAUACUCACAAUGGUGUGGGUUCAGUUUAUUGUGGGGAACUGGUUAUAUUUGACCGUCAUGGUCGCUGUUUACUGACACCUGGAAAGUACGAGUUAGUGCUUGAGUUCCAUUCUAGUGAGUCUAAUCAGUUGUGCAAAUCUAGCCCCAAAAAGAAUGCCAGUUGGGAAAGCAUCGAUACAUUGAAAAUGGAUUGUUUCAAUAAUGAUCCAUUGUUAAAGUUUUCGUUAUCUUGGAACAAUGAGAACACAUCUGCAUCUAUAGAACGCCCAAGGCUUAGACCACUGAAGCCACUUGAUGUUGUGUUGGCCAACAAUGCAUCAACCAAGCCUAAACCUCAAGGAGUGGCUAGCCCAGAAGCACCACAGUUAGUGUUAUAUCAAUUUGUGUACAACAAUAACAGUAGACAACAGACAGAAGCAAGACGAGAUUUCCACUGCCCAUGGUGUUCGCUGAACUGCAUGGCCCUUUAUUCCCUUUUAAAGCACCUGAAGUUGUGUCAUGCUAGAUUUUCUUUCACCUAUGUG